Molecule: messenger RNA, 1605 nt
Organism: Phragmites australis (common reed)
Lineage: Eukaryota; Viridiplantae; Streptophyta; Magnoliopsida; Poales; Poaceae
Product: lipoyl synthase, chloroplastic
Exons: 7
Coding region: 254-1360 (368 amino acids)
Biological process (GO): lipoate biosynthetic process
Cellular component (GO): mitochondrion; chloroplast
Molecular function (GO): 4 iron, 4 sulfur cluster binding; lipoate synthase activity
Source: RefSeq, a predicted model, not a curated record
CAACGAAACCAAAAUUUCCAAACCAAGAAGCUGGCAGGCGAGCUGGAAAACCGGCCAAACCUUGUUAUCAUCGCCCGUUCAUUAGGAAGUACCCGUAUUGCCCUCCCUCCCUCGCGUGGGUCUGCGCUCACACAUCUGGGGUACAACCGGGACGGGUAAAGCCUCGCCGCUCGAAUUCGAGCCCAUCGCCUCCGCGGCUACACACCAGUACCCACGACGCUGCGCAACCCGGCGCCCGAUUCCGCCGGCCAGGAUGCAGAGCUCGCUCGCGCGGCCGUUGCGUCCGCCGUCCAGGGCCGCUUGUGGAGGGAGCCGCGGCCGCGGGGACAAUCCGCGCGGUUCGGUCUCCGUGGUUCGGUGCCAAGCCGAGGCCGCGCCGCCGGCAGGGACGGCGGCUAGGGCGGCGGGGCCGUACACCGGGAGGGACCCGGAUGUGAAGAAGCCUGCGUGGCUGCGGCAGCGGGCGGCGCAGGGGGAGAAGUACGCGCGGCUGCGGGAGUCGAUCGGCGAGCUCAAGCUCAACACCGUCUGCGUCGAGGCCCAGUGCCCCAACAUCGGCGAGUGUUGGAACGGAGGAGGCGGGGCUGGCGGGGAAGGGGACGGCAUCGCGACGGCGACCAUCAUGGUGCUCGGCGACACUUGCACGCGCGGGUGUCGAUUCUGUGCUGUGAAGACCAGCAACAAGCCGCCGCCGCCGGAUCCCCUGGAGCCUCUGAACACGGCUUUGGCCGUUGCAAGCUGGGGAGUAGACUAUGUUGUGCUGACCAGUGUUGAUAGAGAUGACUUACCUGAUGGUGGAAGUGGCCAUUUUGCUCAGACAGUGAGAGCUUUAAAGGAGCUAAAACCUGGGAUACUGGUGGAGUGCUUAACCUCAGAUUUCCGAGGUGACCUGGAGGCUGUUUCAUCUUUGGCAAACUCUGGUCUAGACGUGUUUGCGCAUAACAUUGAAACAGUGAAGAGUUUGCAGAGAAUUGUGAGGGAUCCCAGAGCAGGAUAUGAUCAGAGCUUAGCAGUUCUGAAGCAUGCAAAAAAUUGCAAGGAGGGCAUGAUUACCAAGUCUUCUAUCAUGCUUGGUCUUGGAGAGACUGAUGAAGAGGUGAAACAAGCAAUGAUGGACUUAAGGGCCAUUGGUGUUGAUAUCCUUACCUUGGGCCAGUAUUUACAGCCAACAGAAAGACAUUUGACAGUAAGAGAGUAUGUGACUCCUGAAAAGUUCCAGUUUUGGAAGGAGUAUGGAGAAUCGGUGGGUUUCCGUUAUGUUGCUAGUGGACCUCUGGUUCGAUCUUCAUACCGUGCUGGAGAACUAUUUGUCCAGAAUUUGGUCAGAAAUAACAAAACUAAGGUGUCUGCCUCAUCUUAACCAAAUAUCUUCUGCAAAAGCAAUCCUUGGGAUUCUUACCGUCACUGUAUGAUAAGAACAGCAAAACAAGAGUAGGCCCAGCUUUUCUUUUCAUUUCUUUUCGGAUAUGCAUGCACACUUUUGCUCUCUGCUGUAGUUGCCCCCUGUUGAAUAGAGAAAAACGAGGAUGUCAAUUCCUUUUUGUAUCAUUCCCUUUGACACAAUACAUGAAAAGCUGUUCAAGAAUUGGGGUAGUCUAUAUGAAA